This is a messenger RNA of Prunus avium (sweet cherry), 474 nucleotides long. NCBI's taxonomy places the organism in Eukaryota, Viridiplantae, Streptophyta, Magnoliopsida, Rosales, Rosaceae. The record is from RefSeq and is a predicted model, not a curated record.
GCAGGCUGCCAUGGGCACAUUGGAUGGCAUCAUUGACACAGUGUCUGCUGUUCAUCCCAUUGUGCCAUUGAUUGGUCUUUUGAAGUCUCAUGGGAAGCUUAUUCUAGUAGGUGCACCAGAAAAGCCACUUGAGCUCUCUGUGUUUCCUUUAAUCAUGGGAAGGAAGGUGUUGGCGGGUAGUGGAAUUGGAGGCAUGAAGGAGACACAGGAGAUGAUUGAUUUCGCCGCAAAACACAACAUAACGGCAGAGAUUGAAGUAAUUUCAAUGGAGUAUGUGAAUACAGCAAUGGAGCGUCUUGCUAAGAACGAUGUUAAAUACCGAUUUGUAAUCGAUGUUGGGAACACCUUGGCUGCUACCAAGUCUUGAAGACUAGGCAGGAGAAGAAUGAAGAUUCAUCAUCCAAUCCAAGUGCUUGGAGUUAUGCAUUGCACAGUUUGUUUCGUCUGUGUUUAAUUUGAUAUCUCAAAUAAGAA